AUGGCAAAGUUUCUGAACGCUAUUGCAGUCCUCGGCGUACUUUUACCGUUUACUCAAGCGCAGUCCAGCUUCAUCGAUGACUGCACAACGUUCAAUUCAAACUUAUAUACGAAGGCCAAUUGGGCUGCAGGGCUGGGUUCGGUGUUGUCUAGCAAUGUAAACCCCAGUGGAGGAGGCGUUCUCAACUUUGAGAUUCCCGUUGGCACCCGAAAUGGGGGCGAGAUUGUUUCCAAGGCUCAAUAUUCCUAUGGACAAGUAGAAGCUCAGUUCAAAGUCCCAAAUCUACCUGGAGUUAUCUCUAGCAUCUUUAUGUAUCAGGGGACUUCUACUAGCGAUGAGAUUGAUGUCGAGGUAUACUUGAACCAGGGCAAAUGGGAGAUUGCAUUCACCAUCUAUCGCCUAGGAGUCAAGGAAUGGUCUCAUGGGUACUUUCCAACCUGGGAUCCGAGCGCUGGCUACAACGAUUACAUGAUUGACUACCAAGAAGCCGCUAUCUCUUUCUAUGUUAACGGCGCUUUGGAAGCUCAGUUCCAUACACCUUCGCAGCAGCCAACUCACGCGAUGAACAUUCAGCUUAAUACUUGGUUUCCUGCAUGGCUGAACGGUGCUGCAGCAUCGUCUACCCAGUUUAUGCAAGUCAACCAGAUAUCAUAUACGCAAUCUUAA
Molecule: messenger RNA, 666 nt
Organism: Trichoderma atroviride IMI 206040
Lineage: Eukaryota; Fungi; Ascomycota; Sordariomycetes; Hypocreales; Hypocreaceae
Biological process (GO): carbohydrate metabolic process
Molecular function (GO): hydrolase activity, hydrolyzing O-glycosyl compounds
Source: RefSeq, a predicted model, not a curated record